CGCGUUCGUACCAUUCUAUGGGAUGAUCUCAACGGAAUGGGGGGAGGCAAAAGAGCUGUUUCGUGAUUACAUGGCGCGAGACGUUUGGUACAACAAGAAUGGAGAGGCGAUAAGCGUUGUUUUCACUACCAACAACCACCACAGCAUGGAAGAGGUUUCUGCAUCCGUGUGGGCCGACGGGAGGUUCGAUAUUAAGGGAGACAGCCAUGCGACGCGACUUCUCUCCCGAUGGAAGUCGCAGGAGUUCAGUUUCAUAGACCUCUCGACGAAGCUGCCAAUGCCAGCAAACGGUAAAGGCGGCGGCCCUCGCUCCAGUUCUUUUCGUGAAGAGAUGACAAAUGCGUUCCGAUUGCGAGUGCCGGAAGUUCGCCGAAUGAUCACUGAGGAUUUCUUCCGGAAGUAUACUGCGUCCGAGCAGGUGGAGCAGGGUCGCGAUGCUGUUGUUUUCAAAGUUGCAGAGGCAGUCGAAGCCAUCGAUACAUGGAAAAAACGAGGGGGAAAAUGUUGUACAGCCGAACGAGCUGCAGCUGAAGCUCACUUUCGACCCGUGUUAGACGCUCUAGCCUCCGGAACCAAACGCGUGUUGAUUGAGUGGAAUCUCGAUCUUGCUACGAUGAAUGCUUUUGGUCGUUGGGAAUCGUCUAGCCUGCCGCAUGUUAUUCUACAACAAUGGGAAGACUGGCUUCUGCGGGAACAUGCUGCGUACAGUUCAUCCGCUGCGGAUUAUGUGGCGAAGCCCUGUCCAAUUGUAUUCCGAGUCGAAGAGGAAAGUACUCCUGUCGAAGACGUUCGUAAGUUCUUCUUCGACGAUCUUGCCAGACAGCCUGAUAAAGGUAUCCAGAGCAGAGUGCAGGCUUUUCGGUCCAUCUUCGAGGCCUCUGACACCAGCGUUGCAAAACAUGGGCCAUCCAAAGAUCAAACAUUGCGAACCGCGUCUACGCAGGACGCGAUGACGAAGACCGAUAGAGAGCAGGCCGCCGCCAAUACAGAGCAACUCGUGGCGAAAGUCGAAUGGUCUCCCGGUCAAAUUAGUACUGCCAAGGAGAUCAGACUCAUGUGGGAUUAUCUUUACAAUUCAGCGGACGGCCUGGGAUUGAACAAAAAAGGAAGAACAGGUGCUGGUGCCUCGCCAGAGCAAGAUAUGCAUAUGGCACUGGCUCGAACUAUUGUAAUCAGCGGCCCGCCUGGUGUGGGAAAAACGCUCGCAGCGCUUGCAACCUUGACGGAACUGGCCAAAGACUCCUGAACGCGCCAGGCGUAUAACCAAAGGAGGCUAAGCUCAAAAGAUUGUGUGCGCGAACUUUGAUCGAGGCCUCGUCAGCUCCGCCUGCAAUAGGGAGACGGAGCUGCAGCACUGAGUUUGAAUUUGAAGUACUGGCAUCAACAUGAGGGGCAUAUGCAUAAGCAAGCAAGAAUCUUCUUAACUGAAUAAAGAAGCCCAACAAGGUACUUGAGCUUGCCCUUGAGAAAGUGUGAUGGACGAUUUUGGCCACCGUCGUCAGUGAAAAGAAGGCGAAAGAAUUGCAAAGCGACAAGCUUGGCAAAGAACCGGUGGCGCCAAAGCCGUCCGGCUCUUUGACUCGAAAACACAGCGAAAGUAGGCGAGUAGCUAACUGAAGUAAAAGAAUCGCCUACGUCUGCCGCUGCUAGGCUGUAGUCUUUCUCCAUGUUGUACUUGCACAUAUGCAC
Messenger RNA from Amoebophrya sp. A25, 1689 nucleotides. The record is from the annotation of a GenBank genome assembly. NCBI's taxonomy places the organism in Eukaryota, Dinophyceae, Syndiniales, Amoebophryaceae.